Molecule: messenger RNA, 1113 nt
Organism: Plenodomus lingam JN3
Lineage: Eukaryota; Fungi; Ascomycota; Dothideomycetes; Pleosporales; Leptosphaeriaceae
Biological process (GO): carbohydrate metabolic process; fungal-type cell wall organization
Cellular component (GO): fungal-type cell wall
Molecular function (GO): hydrolase activity, hydrolyzing O-glycosyl compounds; glycosyltransferase activity
Source: RefSeq, a predicted model, not a curated record
AUGAAGUCCUUGACCGCCUCCGCAAUUGGACUGCUCGCUGCGCUUGUGCCUACCGCCCUCGCCCAAACACACACCGACUGCAACCCGCUCAACACUACGGCAUGUCCGUCCAUGCAGGCCCUGGGUGGCAAUGCAACCUUCAUUUGGAACAAGACGGGCAUUCCCAGCGACGGCAAGGUCUGGAUCAAGAAGAACCAGGGAAAAAUCGACUGGGUGGAGAAGGGCGCCACCUUCACCGUGGAGCGGUCGGGAGACUCGCCCACGGCCAAUUCCAAAUUCUACAUGCUGUUUGGUCGCCUCGAGGUGGUCAUGAAGGUCGCAAAGGGCAAGGGCAUCAUUUCCAGCGCCAUCUUGCAGAGCGAAGCCUUGGACGAGAUUGACUUUGAGUGGAAGGGCAGCAGUUCACAAAUCUUGACAAACUACUUUGGCAAGGGCGACACAAGUACCUACGACCGCGGUCAAGACUUCGACCUCGGUUUUGUGCCGCAAGACGAUUUCCACAACUACACCUUGGACUGGACCAAAGACCGCAUUCAAUGGUGGGUCGAUGACAAGAUGCUGCGCGAACUGGUCCCUGCAGACGCAAAGGGCGGAACCCGCUAUCCGCAGACCCCUAUGAACGUGCGCCUGGGUAUCUGGGCUGCCGGCGAUGUCGAAAACAACGACAAAGGCGUCAUUGAGUGGGCUGGUGGCGAGACAGAUUUCACCCUAGGCCCAUACACUAUGACAGUGCAGAGCGUGCAUGUGCAGGAUUAUACGCAGGGUGCUGAGUAUUCAUGGGAAGAUAUGGAUGCCAGUGGUGAUUGGCAGAAGGUCAAGGUCAUUGCUGGAAAAUCUGAAGUCCUCCAAGAGAUCCAAUCCCCAUCUGGCGUCCGCAAUCGCUGGGCUGCCCUCCCUCAAGGCGCCAAAAUCGGCAUCAUCGCUGGAUCACUAGGUCUUUUUGCCGUUGGAUGCAUCAUCAUGGCCUUUUGCUGCAUCAAGCAACGCCGCAUCGGACGCAAAGAACAUGCCGCCCUCCUCGCCGAGGAAGAGAAAGAAGCCGCUGAGCUUCAAGAGUACAAGGUGCAAAUGCAGAAUGGAAAGUUUGGCAUGGGCUCUUACCAGCGUGUGUAG